GCCGAGCCAAGCCAACAGAGCCAACCAGCCCGAGUGAUACAUCGAUAAAUCGACUCGACUCGACCAUCGCGAGUUCGAGUUCGCGGCGUGCGUGCGUGUGUGUCAGUUUUCAGUUUGCUGCCGCCGUCGUACGGGUGUACAAGUGUCCGAUCGCAUUUCCAUUCCGAGCGAGUUGCGGCUUUCUCUUCGCGAAUUUCCGAAUUAAAAAAAUUCCCACUCGUAAUAUGAACUCGAUCGAAACGCUCCUGGAAGCCGCCGAGUACAUAGCCCGAAGAGAAAGAGAAGCGGAGCACGGGUACGCUUCGACGUUGCGUUUUCCAGAUGAUCUCAGAAGUGUGUCGAAAAGGCCAAAAACGAAAAAAUCUCAGGGAAACAGGACAUCUCAUAACGAACUGGAAAAGAAUAGGCGAGCGCAUCUGCGAAACUGCUUAGAAAAACUUAAAGAUAUAGUACCUCUGGGACCCGAGGCAUCUAGGCAUACGACGUUAGGACUAUUAACAAAAGCAAAGAGGUUUAUAAAAAAUCUCGAAGACAAAGAAAGGAAGCACUCAGUGUAUAAAGAGCAGUUAUGUAGAGAACAAAGGUUUCUUAGGAGAAGGUUAGAACAACUGUCUAUAGACUUCGCCAUGUCGAAAAGGCGUUCCGUAUCGGAAUGUUCCUCAUCGACGAUAUCUAGCAGUUAUUCGACGACGUCGCUGUCUUCGGCUCCCUCGCCAAUUUCGGAAUCGGACGAAGUCGACGUGAUCGGCUACACCAGCACCCAGAGCGACACGGACGACCAUUCCAGCGUCCAAUCGGCGUCCAGUGAUAGCGGCGUCGUCAUGUCCACUUGCCGCUUGACCCUGUCGGAAAUGGAGGUCAUGUAGGUGUCAGACGGGCCGCCCGGAUCCGAAACACGACGACAACCAACUACAAGCAUGAGGAAGUGGACUCGUCCCAAGCCAGUACGGCCCGUCUCGAGGACCUCCCGGUCCGCGAAGAGCGACCGCCUUAGGGACCCGGCCCACACCAUUUUUCGGGGCGCGUCCACCCUAGUCAACGAAAAACAGUCUGUCUUCUCUAGUCCAGCCAUUGUGUGACUGACUGACUAUUUUUUUUGUGGGCGGGCGAUUCGUUGUUAGCGGAAAAUGUACAAAAUUUUCGGAAAGUUUAACUGUGUAAUUCAAUUACAAAAUGUACUUAUUUUAGGUUUUUUUUUUAAUUAUUUUAUCUGAUGUUAUAAACAUACGCGCGUAGAAUAUUGCAAAUAUUUUAAAAUUACAGUGCACGAGGAAUAGCUGUAGAAGUGACCUGCGCGACAUUCAAACUAUCGCGCAUCGUACUCCCACAUCUUCAGCUAUUCAUAACGUACUGUACCUAAUUGAAAAAAUUUACUGAAUUUAUUGGAUUGUUAUCUACAGUUCAGAAAUAUUUCAACCGUACUACAAUUCGAUUUCCCAAAAUUUUGUACAUUUUUCCCAUCUUUGGUUCACAUAAUGUCUGUGCUAAUUCGGAUUAUUAUCAUUGUAUUUCACCUUUAUAAAUUAUUUACAUGUAUAUUGUACAUAUUUUCGAACCUGAAAGCAGAUUAUUAUGAUAAUAUGUAUUAAAUGAGGUGACUGACUGCCCUGAGGACCGCGACGCAAAACUUCUCUCACGUCUAAUUUCACCCUUAUACAGCGCGUCCGGUUGCAAAAGGAUGCCUUACAAAAUGCUUCCUUUUCCCGAGCGGACGUUCCGUAUAAAUUCGGUGUGUCCUUGCUAAAUUAAUUCGAAAUUUUCAGUUUUCCAUUCCACAAUGGCUGUUAUUAAAGUACCAACAUUUUCUCAGACGGGACACAUCGUUUCUUCAGCUGAAUUUUUUUAGUCGCUAUUUUCUUGAGGUUUUGUAUAGAUCGCCAGUGAAGACGGUAAAAGUGAUUUUAAUGUAGUUUUACUUGAAUUUUCGUAUUAUGAUUAAACUGCUUUUGCUCAAAGUUUCGAGUUAUACAGGGUGAAUCGCGGAACUGGAGAUACUACGUAUGGCAAUUGAGUCAAACAUCCAUUGUAAAAAUAUUGCUGGUUAAAGACAUACUGUGUAAAAAUCUUAGGCAACAGAUUUAGAAAUAUUUGACUCAAUGAUCAUAUUACUUUAAGUCUGUAUAGGUCUCGUUCUUAAUGAAUCACCCUGUAUAUCUUUCAAUCAAUUCGAAACUAAUGCAAACGCAGUAUAAUAUCACUGUACCUGCUUAUCUUUAAAGAUUUAUUUUUAUAAUUAUUUCACGAAUGAAUUAAACUCUUCUUUCCCUGUACAUUACGAUUUCGUUGUAUUCUUUUUUGUCUUUCGUGUAUACAAUGAAUUUUAUUUAUCUACUACCUCUCGGAAAAUAGGUGGAUUUUUCUCGUCGAAAGCGGUGUUUUGUAAAUAUCCUUAUGAAUUAUAUGUACAUGCUUUUUACAUAUAUGAAAAUGACAAUAACGUAAAGAUUAAUUAGUGAAAAUAUUAAAUGUACCAAAUUUACUUGUAUCGUAAUUUGUAAUUAUCUAAGGAUCAUUUUAAAGGCGCGUUGACAUUGCGUUCGUUUGCAAAGACAUAUUUUUUUAAUAAGUAGGUUAUCGUUAAAUGUUAAAUGGAUUAAAAGAGUACAGAGAUAAAUUCAAAUUCAACCGAUGUCUUUCCAGUGUGCAAAAUAAUAAGUUUUGUAUGCUACUUAUAAAUUAAAACCUUAUUCGUGCCAAAAUGCGGGCUGAGCCUUCACUCAUCUAAAAUUACUUCAUUCAUCAUCUUUUAAUUUUACUUUUUAGAUUAAUUUUUGUCUAUAAUUAUAUAUUUUUCAAUCCCUCAGAUCUCGAGUUAUUUCAAAAAAAGUCAUAUUGAAGGUGUCACUUUGUUGACUCUCCCGUACAUUUUUUCAAUAUAAUUUUCACCAACAAAAUGAAAAAAAAAUAGAAAAAUAAAGCUUCUUAUCUGGUCUAUUCGCAAUUCAUGCUGGUUUAUGAAUAAGCUGAGACCAUAAAAAAACUAAUAAGUACUUCAAGUCAAAAGACCAAGACAGGUGGAAGAAACUUUUAAAGGCUUUCCUGAAGAAGCGGAUUAUUGAAGGAAAAGGAUGAUAGGACCUAUUUAGAAAUUUUAUAUAUUAAACACAAUGCAUUAUUUUAAAACGAACCAUCUUUUAGAGUUUGGUUAUUAAAUUAAAUUUAAUUCUUGUUAUUAAUUUUUUUAUUGUUACCAAUUUCAAAAUCAUCUACUGCAGUAAAACAAACAUUUAUAGUGAUAACGAAUAAGGUUUUCUUUUAAUAAAUCUAUUAUAAAUAAGUAUUAUCUUCUACAACAAAAGUAAUAAUACUUGAAGACGCGAAUCCAAAUCAUUAAAAAAUAUGAUAAAAGAAGUUAUCACUUAGCAAACAAUAAUUAAAAUCCAAAAAGCCUUUUUAUAAGUAUUUACAUUUCGUUUAUUUGUUCCGCCUAAAAAAAUCCAUCUAUUUCUCUUCACAAAAAAAAAUUCUAGAAGAUAAAUGUAACUUCCCUAACUAACAAAUAAUUUAAAUCUAACGAUAUGCAUAAAAUAACAUUCAACGGGCAAUAUUAACAAAUUUAUGAUUUUUGUAGACGGCAUAAAGGGCUAAAAAAUACAGGGUGUCCCAAUGAAAAGUAGCUCCUUUAGUGAGCUAAUAAUGUUUAAACGCCUAAUCAUAAAAGCAUGCGGUUUUCGCAGACAUAUUUUAUUUUGACAACACACAAAUUUUUAUUGUGACACAAAAAUUUUGUAUCGCCUAUACAAAUUUUACGAAAUAGGACAUCUUCUCUUGUUUUCUUUCCAUUUAAAAAAAUGGUUACUGUGAAUUUAAAAGAGGAGAUUUUGAUAAAACACCCAGUGUUGGUAAUGCAUAAUUUCUGUAUCACUGUAACAAAACUUAUAAUAAAGUAAAACAUAUCUGAGAAAACCGCAUGUUUUUAUUAUUAGGCGUUUAAAAAUUAUAAGUUCAUUAAAGGAGCUACUUUUCAUUGGGACACCCUG
This is a messenger RNA of Phyllotreta striolata, 3980 nucleotides long. The record is from the annotation of a GenBank genome assembly. Lineage: Eukaryota; Metazoa; Arthropoda; Insecta; Coleoptera; Chrysomelidae.